AUGAGCUCACCCACUCCAGCAAUUUUCCGGGAAGAAUUUGGGUGCGAUUCGCCCUUCGCAGACAUUCCUUUAACACCUCAGAGAAUGAACUGUAUCAUAGAGGAGGAAUCGACUAAAGAAGGGCACAAGGAUACACUACGGACGCUCGAAACUGGGGAGAAAAACACUCCCCAAAGACCCCUUUCAUUUUACUCAGCGGCCGGUGGAAACAACUCCAGUAACAGUUUGAUAGCAAAUCCAUCGUUCAGCUUUGGUGGUAACAAUAACGCUUCACAAGACAAUAACGCAACUAAUGGCAAGCGCAAUUCGCUCAAAUAUGUGCCAGGUCCCAAACUGCCGCCCCUUUCUUCUCGAUCCAAGUCCCCAGUGAGGCUGAAUCGGUCGCCGUCCCCAGAUAGCUCCAAAAGACGUUCUUCGAUCGUACUUGAGAAACCGUUCAACUUUUCAUCUUCGACUUUGCAACCACCAAAUUCGGGUGGCUCUGCUACGAGAGCAUCUUUUCGUAAAGGCCAUAGGUACAAGCAUUCUUCCGUUUCGAUGAAUUUCUUUCAGGAACCUGAAGUCAAAAUUCCCCUAAGCAUCGCCAAAUCACUUCCGAUACCCGAUUUUGCGGACCUCAGAAGUAAUAUCCAAUGGCCGAGCGGGUAUGUCAAACUCACAUUGGUGGCACUACAAUCGCUGACAUGCAUCACAACAUUCCACCUAGGACGAUCCAAAAAUUGGAGCAAUUUUAUUACAUUGUCCCAUCUAGUGCUUUACGAUGUCAUAGGAUCUCUCGCGGUCGUUUUAGUUGAAAACUUGUCCCACUUUCAGGUUUGGAAUACUGGGACAGUGAAAUUCCCAUUUGGAUUGAACCGUGUGGAUCUGCUCUUGAGUUUUGCCCUUGCGAUAUCGUUGUGUUUUAUGGGUCUCGAUUUAUUCUUUCAUAUACUGGAAGAAACAAUCGCUAUUUUCGUCGAGUCUACAGACCACGAUCAGCAUGAUGAAAUUGCCCCAAAGAUCCCACAUUCGCAUCACAAUCAGUUACUUCCUCGAACUUCCGCAGACUCACGUCUUUGGUAUGGCGUCUUGGUACCUACCUUGGUAUUUUCUCUACUUACAUUAUUCAAAAUAUUCCAGUCGAAUACUCAUGCCAGGUUUAAGAUCAAGAAUCCGCUCAUUACUUGCACUUACAUUCUAUAUCUUGUGCUAUUACCAGGGAUAUCCAAAAUCACCAGCUCUUCAGAUUACUUCGCUACCGGUUUGUUAUCUGUUCUGAUUAUGACCUAUGGCUGGAAAAUUGCCAAAUGGACUUCCACUGUUCUACUAAUGGGCUUUUCAACGGCUUCGCUAAAUGGUUUGAUGUUGGACAAUAUUGACCAUAGCGCAGACAUUCUAACACCAACAUAUGAAGUAUCAAGAUCACCUUCAACCUUACCCAAAAUGGCAUUUGGUGGAAUGGAAAAAAGCAUGCCGUGUGACCCAAGCGUUGUGAAGAGUAAGCUCAAAGAAUCAAUAGAAGAAUUGGCAGAUUUUCGUGCUAACUGUCGACUGGCAUAUGAGGAUUUGACAAUCAUUAAGAUCAAUUUUGAACAGUAUAUUGUCCUGAUGAAAAUUCACAUGUCUGGUGGAUCUAAUGACGAUGAAUUAAGCCUGCGCAUUUCAGUAGACAAAUGCUUGCGGAAAUUUCUCAAAUCUGUUGAAACUACCAUUGAUAUAGAUAGACUGUGA
Messenger RNA from Lachancea meyersii CBS 8951, 1710 nucleotides. The record is from the annotation of a GenBank genome assembly. Lineage: Eukaryota; Fungi; Ascomycota; Saccharomycetes; Saccharomycetales; Saccharomycetaceae.